This is a messenger RNA of Emiliania huxleyi CCMP1516, 258 nucleotides long. RefSeq lists its product as hypothetical. The coding region runs from base 1 to 258 and encodes 85 amino acids. The record is from RefSeq and is a predicted model, not a curated record. Lineage: Eukaryota; Haptophyta; Isochrysidales; Noelaerhabdaceae. The transcript is spliced from 2 exons.
AUGAUGUUGCUCUUCGUAUACGUGCUCUACAAGGAGAAGGGCGAGCGCGGAUUUCGCGGCGCCGUGCUGCAGGAGUAUGCGGCAGUCCAGGCCUCCUCGCUCAAGAUGCAGAUGGGCGCGCAACAGGUCCGGCUUACGAAGCUCAAGCGGGAGAACGACCGGCUGAAGGAGCAGUGCCAGAUAUUAGAGAAGAUAGUUGAAAGAAGAAAGAAAACAAAAGAGAUGGGAGGACGGCACGCCGCCACCACACAGGGAUAA